Molecule: messenger RNA, 274 nt
Organism: Racocetra persica
Lineage: Eukaryota; Fungi; Glomeromycota; Glomeromycetes; Diversisporales; Gigasporaceae
Source: the annotation of a GenBank genome assembly
GUAUCAUUGGCUUGCAACUAUUAUAUCUGAAAUAGAAUAUGUAUAUAAAGUUGAAGAAUAUCAUCAAGAAAUAAUAAAAAUUAUAAAUGAUAUAAUUCUAGUUCAUAUAGUUCAAAUAGAUUCUAUAAUACCAAAUGGUGCUUAUCAAUUACUUAAAAAUAUUUUACUUGUUUUAAUUCCCAAAUUACCAUAUGGUCUUUCACCAAUAUUAUAUCUAGGAGAUGUUAUUCAUGUCAAAUUAAGUGAGAAUGGUAACAAGUUGGUAAUAUCAUAA